UUGGCUCCGAGGCGGGGACUUUUGGCGCAACUCUCGGCAUUAGACAAUAGACAGAAGACAGCAUACUUUGAGAAAUGAACUUUUUUAAAGUCCCGGCAAGAUCAGCUUUCGACGGCAAGAAUCCGCCAUUAAUUUCUCGCUCAAGCUAACACUACUUUUACUAACUUUAGGACUACGGUUAACGGAGUAUUUUAUUCCUCAUUCUCUCUCAAGUCUUAACGCUUUAUUUCUCACAAGCUUCAUAUUCCUUACGAUUCUCCUGUUUCUGAAUUACUUUGUAUACUAAACGCAUUCGUUUUGCAGUUAUCACUCAACCAUCGAAUUAAGGUACGUUUUGCUGUAUCAAAUUGUUUCGGAAAUGGAAAGAAGCUACUGUUUUAUUCCGUUGCAGAGUAGAACCCGUAGUUAAUUUCUUCACUGAUUGUUCCAUUUCGUUGCUCAAAAGUAUGAUGUUGUGUAAAAGACUAAAAACCCGGAGUUCAUUCGAUUCAUUCAAAUUUUCUGCUGAACUCUUUGAGGUGUUUGGUGCACUGAUUUUUCCUGAGCCAGAUCAUCUGCCUGGUUCAAAGUCAGGAGUCUGGGUUUUGUAUCUUGUCAUAGAUGGAUAUGGAUCGUGGACUUAGAAGGUUGCCCGAAUCCUCUUUAAGCAGAUUCAAACCGGUGAAGGAGGUCAAUUUUUCUACCUUUCAACAAUCAUUAGAUAUUCCAGACAUCCACAAGGAUGCCCCUUCAAUCACACACUCUCCUAACCUUGGUAAUUAUACUCCUACCGUCAGCUAUGGUCCUAUACAUAAGUACCUUAUACAGUUUCUAUUGGAGGAGGAGAGCAUUGAUGGGAACAACCCAGACAAGUCUUUUGAUCCCAUUGCUCUUAGGGCUGCUGAGAAUUUCUUCCAUGAAGCCUUGUGUCACAACCCUUCAUCACCUGUUGACAGCAAUGCAGGAAGCUCCAGGUAUGAUGUUGAGCGUCACGAUCUCUACAACUCUGACACUCUCUGUAUUGUCGAUCCCAUAGAAUGUAAAUCAUCUGUACCAAGUGAUCAUCCUGAUGUCCCUAUCGAGUCAUCAUCAAGUCAGACUAACUCUGAUAGUGCAAUUGUUUCUCAAAUGGACGUUUUCCUAAGUGCUAAUUCGGUUCCAAAGAUAUCUUAUAAUGAUGAUAUUGGAUCCAUCUUGCAAUUUAAGAAAGGUGUGCUUGAUGCUAAUCGAUCCUUUCAAGCUGAUAAACACUUGGUUAUUGAUUUGGAUAAAUACUCAGUUUCUCCACACAUUGAGGAAUUGACCAGAGAUAAUGUUUUCAAAAUACAGAAAGGCCUUUCAGCUGAUCUUUGUAGAGGAAAGAAACAUUACCAUCGAGACGAAAGUGGGUUAGAAGAAGAAUGCAAAAGCAAGCACUCUGCAAUCUAUAAGGAGGAGGUUGAGUUAUCGGAAGUGUUUGAUAAAGUUUUGCUGUGUACCGAUGAUAAUGAUGAUCCAUCCAGAGUCGGCACACAACAGAAUAAGCGAAGUGGUCGUAAGAGCCAUUUAAAGAAACGAAGAGAUGGUUGUGAAGUUGUGGAUCUGGAGUCUCUUUUGAUGGGCUGCGCACAAUCUAUUGCUGCUGCUGAGUAUAGGGAUGCAGCAGAUCAAUUACAAAAGAUAAGGCAGCACUCUUCACCUACCGGCAAUGCAAACCAGAGGAUGGCCAAUUAUUUCGCUGACGGUCUUGAGGCACGACUGGCUGGAACUGGGACAAAGCUGUAUUUGGCUUUAUCUCCUGAUAACAGCAUAAUUGUUGAGAUGCUAAAAUCCUACUUGACUUCUUGGCCAUUUAUGAGAUUAUCGAUUUUGUUUGCAAAUAGAAUGAUUUUUGAAGUAGCGUCAAAAGGUGCAUCGCUGCACAUUAUAGAUUUUGGCAUUCUUCAUGGUAUCCAGUGGCCCACACUUAUUCGGGAUCUUUCGCAAAGACCUGGUGGCCCUCCAAAACUUCGAAUAACAGGGAUUGAGCUUCCCCAACCUGGUUUUCGUCCAUCACAAAUGGUAGAGGAGACUGGUUGUCGCUUGGCAAAAUAUUGCGACCAUUUUGGUGUACCAUUUGAGUACAAUGCCAUAACAAUAACAAAUUGGGAGAGACUUAAGUUAGAUGAUUUGCAGCUUGUGAGUGGUGAGGUGAUUGCUGUGAACUGUUUGCUUCGAUUCAAACACUUGUUGGAUGAAACAGCAGUUGGUGCGGACAGCCCUAGGGAUGCUGUUCUAAACUUAAUCAGGGAAGUAAAUCCUCAUAUAUAUAUGCAAACUGUUACUAAUGGAUCUCAAAACUCUCCUUUCUUUAUAAGUCGUCUUCGAGAGGCUCUCUUCUUCUAUAGUGCUAUCUUUGAUUUGCUUGAUGCUACUUUACCACGCCAAGACAAUCAGAGACUGAAUUUGGAAAAAGAAGUUGUGGGACGCGAAAUAAUGAAUAUUGUAGCAUGUGAGGGAAAGGAAAGAUUACAAAGGCAUGAAACAUGGAAGCAGUGGCACUCUCGCAUCAUGAGGGCUGGGUUCAAGCCCAUGGUUAUAAACCCUACACUUGCGAAGAAUUUAAGACGCCGGGCAAUGGAGGGAUAUAACAAAGAUUUUCUGUUUCUGGACGAUGGCAAUUGGAUAAUGCAAGGAUGGAAAGGUCGGAUUCUGGGCGGCUCCUCUUGCUGGGUAGCUGGACGAGAGACUCACAACCUGUGAUUGUGUUAGAGCCACUGGUAGCCUGCCAUUUAAUAAUAAUAUUAGCUAUUUUGACAAAGUGUAUGUUAGAGGGAAUAAGAAGUAGCUGGAAUUGUAUUUGGGGAAACGGAAAGGGGUUCUAUAAAUAGAUAGCUAAUAAUAGAAUAAGGAGGCUGGUAUUGUUUCAUUUGGGCUGGGACUUGGGACUUGGGACUUGGAGAGUGGCUCUUUUUAAACUGCAUUUUAU
Molecule: messenger RNA, 2926 nt
Organism: Cuscuta epithymum
Lineage: Eukaryota; Viridiplantae; Streptophyta; Magnoliopsida; Solanales; Convolvulaceae
Source: the annotation of a GenBank genome assembly